CUCGGUUAAAAAAGAAAUCCCGAAAACAUCAACACUAAAGAAAACACCACUGACAAAAACAACCAUUAAAAAACCCAAGGACGAUAAAUCGUCAGUUUCUACCACAAAUAAAGUGAAAGCUAAACCGCCCGUUAAAUCGGUUGCUGAUGAUGAAUCUGAAGGUUCAAAAAAACCAGAAAUCAUGGAUGAUCAUCCCCACGAAGGCUCAGAUUCACAAGCCGGCAAAGAUUCUGAGGAAGAAAUAAAUUCACAAGUUUCUCACGAAAAAGAAUCAAUCGCUGAUUCUGAAGAAGUUCACGACCAUGAUAAUCAUACUGAUCAUCAUGCAGAAGAAGAAUCUCAUCAAAAUUCAUCUCACGAUGAUUCAUCUUCCUCGGUAAUUGAAGCUAGUCAAGAACAUGAGGAACAUGCGUUAGCAGUCGAAACUCAUGAGGAACAUGCGUUAGCAGUCGAAACUCAUGAGGAACAUGCGUUAGCAGUCGAAACUCAUGAGGAACAUGCGUUAGCAGUUGAGACUCAUGAAGAAGAGGCGUUAGCAGUUGAAACUCAUGAGGAACAUGCGUUAGCAGUUGAAACUCAUGAAGAAGAUGCGUUGGCAGUUGAAACCCAUACAACUCAAGACACUGUGUCGGUAGUUGAUUCUCAUCAUGAAGAAGAAAAUUCAACUGUUGAUUCCCAGGAAGCUCGUGACGAAGAAGUUGUUUCUACUACUGAAAGUCAUGAGAUUCAUGAAGCAUCCGAUAUCGAUAACCAAGAAGCAGAAAAUACUAAAGAAAUCUCUACUCAUGAAUUAACGACCGCUACUGAUAAACAAGCCGUUGUUGAAGAUGUCAAGAAUAUCGUGGAAACUCUCACUGAAGUUCAUGAAACGGAAGAUGAAACUCAAGUUAUCACCACUGAGACGGUUGAAAUUGAAGUAUAA
Ambispora leptoticha is the source of this 922-nucleotide messenger RNA. NCBI's taxonomy places the organism in Eukaryota, Fungi, Glomeromycota, Glomeromycetes, Archaeosporales, Ambisporaceae. The record is from the annotation of a GenBank genome assembly.